AUGUCGAAACGCCACCUCUUCAACUCGCCCGACGGCCUCGUCAACAAGGCCCUCCGCGGCAUCAUCGCAUACAACCCCUCCCUCAGCCUCGACGAGGCCAACCGCGUCGUCUACGACACGUCCUACGACCGGCGCAACGUGAGCAUCAUCAGCGGCGGCGGCUCCGGCCACGAGCCCGCCUGGACCGGCUACGUCGGCGCCAACAUGCUCGCCGCGUCGGUCCAGGGCGACAUCUUUGCGAGCCCGAGCACCAAGCAGAUUGUCGCCGCCGUCGAGGCCGUCCCCAGCGACAAGGGCACCAUCCUCGUCAUUACCAACUACACGGGCGACUGUCUGCACUUUGGGCUCGCCAACGAAAAGGCCAACGCGAGGGGCCACAACUGCCGGGUCAUCAUCUGUGGUGACGACGUCUCUGUAGGCAAGAAAGGCAGCAUGGUUGGUCGUCGGGGUUUGGCGGGCCAGAUUGGCGUGCUCAAGGUCAUGGGCGGUGCUGCGGGCGCGGGGGGCUCUCUCGACGACGUGUACGACCUGGGCGUUGCGUUUUCGCAGCAGAUCGUGUCCAUUGCCGCGACGCUCGACCACUGCCACGUCCCUGGACGGACGGAACACGGUAUGCUCGACGACAACGAGGUCGAGAUCGGCACAGGUCCGCACAACGAGCCCGGUUACAAGAAGCUCUCCCCCGCGCCGUCCCCCUCCGAGCUCGUCCAGUCCAUCCUGCGGCACUGCCUCGACGAAAACGACCCCGAGCGCGGCUACGUCAAGUUCUCGCCGGGCGACGAGACGAUGCUGCUCAUCAGCAACUUUGGCGGCAUGUCGCACCUCGAGAUGGGCGCGCUCGUCGACGAGGUGCUGGAGCAGCUCGCGCGCGAGUGGAACAUGGAGCCCUCGCGCAUCUGCGCCGGCUUCCUCGAGACGUCGCUCAACGCUCCCGCCUUUUCCGUCUCCGUCAUCAACGUCACGGCCGCGGCUGCCAACUGCCGGUACUCGGUCGACGAGAUCAAGGGCUUCUUUGACGCGCGCACCAACACGCACUGGGAGUCCGUGGCUGGGGCGCAGGCCACGCGGCGGAGGCCGCGCAGGGAGCAGCUCGUACGCGCGCCGCAGGAGGAGCGCAAGACGGUCGACGAGAAGCGUGACCUCAAGGUGGACCCUGUGGUGUUGGAAAAGAUGCUGCGCAAUGCGUGUGAGCAGCUCAUCGUUGCGGAGCCGGACUUGACAAAGUGGGAUACCGUCAUGGGCGAUGGCGACUGCGGCGAGACGCUCAAGACGGGAGCCACGUGCCUGCUAUCGGCGCUGGACGGCGGGCUGGCCAAGUCCGGUUCCGUCGUCAAGGUGCUGCUCGAGCUGGAGGACAUUGUGGAGAGCAAGAUGGGCGGCACGCUCGGUGGCAUCUUGGGCAUCUUCUUCGUCUCGCUGCGGGCGGCCGUCGAGAAGAACAUCGAGCUCGCUUCGUCCAAGGGCGCCGUCGCCCUCUGGGGCGAGGCCGUCACGAGCGCGCUCGAGAGCCUGAGGCGGUACACGCCCGCCAAGAUUGGCGACCGCACCGUCAUGGACACAUUGAUUCCGUUCGCCGAAGCCACCAAGAAUGGUGGACUGGAUCACGGUGUCAAGGCCGCGGUCCAGGGUGCCGAGGCAACCAAGACGAUGACGCCCAGACUGGGCAGAGCGACAUAUGUGGGCGCUGGUGUCAACGGCAACAAGGAGUUGCCUCCUGAUCCUGGAGCUUGGGGCGCCAUGGUGGUGGUCCAGGGGCUGCAGGCAGGCAUGUAA
Purpureocillium lilacinum is the source of this 1773-nucleotide messenger RNA. RefSeq lists its product as uncharacterized. Lineage: Eukaryota; Fungi; Ascomycota; Sordariomycetes; Hypocreales; Ophiocordycipitaceae. Gene Ontology annotation, cellular component: cytosol. Gene Ontology annotation, molecular function: ATP binding; glycerone kinase activity. The record is from RefSeq and is a predicted model, not a curated record. Gene Ontology annotation, biological process: glycerol catabolic process.